GAACUUAUUAUUCUAUGGGAAAUGGGCAGAGUGGUAUAAUAAUACGACUAAUGGGACUUUAUCUAUGCUAUUAGCUGUAAGAUAUUUAGCAUUACAUUCCCAAACAGAACCAAAAAGUAAAAACUUUCUAAAAACAUUCAAGGGAAAAAAUUGUAAACGAAACGUUCCUAAAGGUAAGGUUGUAUUCAAAUCUACAUAAGAAUAUAAAAUGGACAUGGGUGAUCAAUACGAUGAUGAUUUCUAUGAAUAUCCUGAUGAGGACAGAAUGAACAUACCUGAUAUGGGACUACCUAUGAACCCUCCAAACAGUUUUGGAAACAAUCGAUAUCGUUAUGCUUAUGGUGCUUAUAGAGGAGGUUAUGGGUCUGUGGGUGGAAGAGGGGGAUUUGGCCCACCAAGAAACUUUGGCCCGCCACCUAAUUUUGGUCCGGGGCCUGCAAAUUUUCAUGACUCUCAUGGAUCUGGAUUGUGGCCUAGAGGACCGCCGUUUCUAUCUAGACCACAAAAGAGUGACGCUAUCAAAUAUUUAAUUAAGUGUGGUGUACCACGAGAACAUUUAAGGAAUUUACCAAGAGAUUUGUUGCGUCUUAUCAAUCCUGAUUACUGCGGCCUAUGUGCUGUAGAAUUGGAUUCCUUUUCUGUGUCCCGUGUCCAUUAUAAUUCAAAAAAUCAUCUGAAAAAUCAAAAGAAAUGGAUGAACAAUCGAGUGGAAUUUGGAGGUCAACGUGGUAAGAUGAUACCCAUGAAAUCUCGUGAUUUAUAUUGCGAGCUGUGUGAUGUGGAGAUCACUUCAAAGCCUCAUUCUGAGUCGCACUAUGCUGGAAGAUCUCAUCGAGCAAUUGUUGAGGAACGUAAAAAUCCGAAGAAUCCAAUGUUACUUCAACCUGGUAUGGAGGAUCGUGUUAAACAAUUAAUUCGGCGAGAGAAAAAGUUUUUGCCACCCAUUGAAGAGGCAGAGGUCGAGGACAAACCGCAGGUUGAAAAGCCGACUUCACCAGAGCUAUAUUGUGAUAUUUGCAAGACUUUUGUGACAUGCACUGAGCAAAUGACAUUACAUUUGAAUGGAAAGAAACAUCUUAACAAGGAGAAGCAAUAUAUCUUAAGAAUGAUGAAGGGAGAUAUGAACCCUAAUGAUGAAACCCCUAAGAAGGAUAAGGGAGAAGAAGAAGAUGCUGGCCAUGGCGCGGAUGACGAAACUGAAGAAGGUGGGGAUGGUAAAGCAGCUGACGAUAAUGAUGAUUGGGAAAAUAACGGCGAAAACUGGGAUGAACCGGAAACUAAAAUCUAAUUAUUUUAGCUACGGAUGAAGAUUACUUCUUGAUUGUCCAGUUGGAUGGAAGCACUAUUAGUUCUGAAAAUUAAUACAUAAUUUCAUAAGAUAUUUUACGCAGAUGUGUGAAUUAUAAUCAAUUUAAAUGUUA
Molecule: messenger RNA, 1421 nt
Organism: Zerene cesonia (dogface butterfly)
Lineage: Eukaryota; Metazoa; Arthropoda; Insecta; Lepidoptera; Pieridae
Gene: dbf
Exons: 12
Coding region: 209-1288 (359 amino acids)
Molecular function (GO): zinc ion binding; nucleic acid binding
Source: RefSeq, a predicted model, not a curated record